AUGCCUGAUUCUGAUAAGGACGAAUCGAAACCCGCUGGUGGCAUGCAGCUGGAAUCAAUUAGUUCACCACGUCUCCCCCUGCCGAAUAUGAGCGAAUCUAAUAUUGAAUCAUACUUUAUGUCGCUGGAGUUCUGGUUCGCUGCAACUGGCAUCGGUGGCGCCGUUCAUGAUACACGAAAAUUUAACAUUGUGAUGGCACAGGUUCCCCCGAGCAAGCUGACAGAAUUGAGAUCGAUUAUUGACGGUGUGCCGACCAGUGAAAAAUACACGUACGUAAAAAGAAAACUCAUUGAUCAUUUCGCUGACAGUCAGCAGCGCCGUUUGCAGCUUGUUUUGUCAGAUAUGCCGCUCGGAGACAUGAAACCCAGCAAACUAUUCAAUGAUAUGAGACGUGUUGCUGGUGAUUCACUUGGUGAAAAUGUGUUACUCGACUUGUGGGCAUCAAGACUACCCCCUUAUGCCCAAGCAGCUGUGAUCGCAUCAAAAGGAGAUGCUGCUGAAAGAACGACAAUCGCCGAUGCUAUCGUCGAAUCAAUGAGUCUUCGUAAUAUCAGCACCUUGGAUUCAGUUCUGCAACCUGAGCCGUCUACAUCACAAUCCGUUCCUGAAAAAUCAUCCCUAUGCAGCAUAGAAAGCCUCCAACGAGAAAUCGCGCAACUAUCAAGCAAGCUAGAGAAGGUACUCUCAUCGCGUUGCGAUAACACUUUUCGUGGUCGUGCGCGCUCCCACUCGCGCAACGGUAAGAGGGGAUGGACGUACCGUGACAAAACACCGCAAGACGAACAAUGUUGGUAUCAUCGUGUUUUUGGAAAUGAAGCGCACCGAUGUCGAAUGCCGUGUUCGUUCAGUCAGUCAUCUGCUUCAUCGAACAAACAAUGA
Malaya genurostris is the source of this 879-nucleotide messenger RNA. RefSeq lists its product as uncharacterized. Bases 1 to 879 code for a protein of 292 amino acids. The record is from RefSeq and is a predicted model, not a curated record. NCBI's taxonomy places the organism in Eukaryota, Metazoa, Arthropoda, Insecta, Diptera, Culicidae. The transcript has a single exon.